Messenger RNA from Orycteropus afer afer, 1350 nucleotides. It is a transcript of the gene NUSAP1, whose product is annotated as nucleolar and spindle associated protein 1. Gene Ontology annotation, cellular component: mitotic spindle; nucleolus; microtubule. Lineage: Eukaryota; Metazoa; Chordata; Mammalia; Tubulidentata; Orycteropodidae. The record is from RefSeq and is a predicted model, not a curated record. The transcript is spliced from 11 exons. Bases 1 to 1350 code for a protein of 449 amino acids. Gene Ontology annotation, biological process: mitotic chromosome condensation; establishment of mitotic spindle localization; mitotic cytokinesis. Gene Ontology annotation, molecular function: microtubule binding.
AUGACCGUCCACUCCGUGGAGGAUUUAGACUCCUUCAAGUACAGUGACCUGCAGAACUUGGCCAAGAGUCUGGGCCUCCGGGCUAACCUGAGGGCAGACAAGUUGUUAAAAGCCUUGAAAGCUCACCUUAAACAAGAAGCAAGGAAAGAAAAUGAGAAUCAGGAUGAAAGUCAAAUUUCUGCAUCCUCUUGUGAUGAGAGUGAGAUACAGAUUAGAAAUCAGGAACAAAGUGUGAGUAAGACAGUCAGAUGUUCCACCAAAACACAGAGAAGGCGCAAUACAGUUGGAGGGAACCCUGACUCACAGCAGGAUCAUUCUGAGUUGAAAAUAAGUGAUCCCACUGAAUUCCAGAAUCAGGAGCAGCAGGAAAACCAGGAUCUCAAAAUUGUUAGAGAACCUCCUUCUCCACCAGAUGAGAGCCAAGGAGAUGAGAAUACAGUUUCGAUGGAAAAAAGCAGUAAUGAAGAUUCAAAGAUACUUUCAAAAAGAAAGAAGUCUUUCCAUGAAGAUGGUUUUUCAAAAGUUGGAAAAAAUAAAAAAUCUGGAAGCUCCACUCCAAACUUUAAGAAGCUUCAUGAGGCUCAUUUUAAGGAAAUGGAAUCCAUUGAUCAAUAUAUUGAGAGAAAAAGGAAACAUUUUGAAGAGCACAGCAAUUCAUUUAAUGAGUUGAAGGAGCAGCUUGUUCACAAGGGAGUGGUCGUGACUCCAGUGGUGACUCCUGUUCCCCUUAGAAGAAGGCCCUCGGUGGCUUGCACUCCCCGCAGCCAGCGGCGCUCACAACGUCGGUCUCAAGGCACUGCAAGUCGGAGCAUCUUGUGUCCCAAGCGGUCAGCCAAGCCCUACGUACUGUCAGCAACAAAAAUGAAUGUCAGGUUUUCAGCUGCUACAAAAGAUAAUGAGCAUAAACGCUCACUGACCAAGACCCCAGCCAGAAAGUCUCCACAUACGACCAUAUCUGGGAAUACCCCAAAAGAGCCAGCUGUGCUCGGGACUCACAAAUUGAAGACUGCCAGAGCUGAUCCUGCUGCUGUUAUUACGCCCUUCAAGUUGACAGCAGAGGCAGUGCACACUCCCAUCUCCAAUAAGAAACCAGUAUUUGAUCUCAAAGCAAGCUUGUCUCGUCCCCUCACCUAUGAGCCACACAAAGGAAAGCUGAAACCAUGGGGGCAAUCUAAAGAAAAUAAUUCUCUGAAUGAACAUGUAAGCAGAGUGAGCUUCCAUAAGAAAACUUACAAACAACCUCAUCUCCAGACCAAGGAAGAGCAACGGAAGAAACGUGAGCAAGAACGAAAGGAGAAGAAAGCAAAGGUUUUGGGAGCUCGAAGAGGCCUUGUUAUAGUGGCAGAGUAG